Pteronotus mesoamericanus is the source of this 3052-nucleotide messenger RNA. RefSeq names its product adhesion G protein-coupled receptor G2 (gene ADGRG2). Gene Ontology annotation, biological process: cell surface receptor signaling pathway; adenylate cyclase-activating G protein-coupled receptor signaling pathway. The record is from RefSeq and is a predicted model, not a curated record. Bases 2 to 3052 code for a protein of 1016 amino acids. The transcript has 27 exons. Gene Ontology annotation, molecular function: G protein-coupled receptor activity. Gene Ontology annotation, cellular component: plasma membrane. Lineage: Eukaryota; Metazoa; Chordata; Mammalia; Chiroptera; Mormoopidae.
GAUGUUUUUCUCUGGUGGGCAGUGUGGCCAUGUUGGCAGACCUGAAGAACUUUUACUGAUGUUGAAGAUAUUCCUUGUCAUUGGUCUUCAUGCUGUUCUGGUUACAUCCCUGGAAGAGAAUGCUGAUAAUUCCAGUCUGUUACCACCAUCUGCUGACUCUCUUGUUGGCUUUGUCCCCUACCCUAAUGGUACUCCAGAGGUUGAAACUACAAGCCUAAAUGAUGCUACUUCAACCAUGUUACCUACUUCAAACGACACAGAAAAAACUAAAAUCACUAUAGUAAACACCAUCAGUGUAUCAGGAGUCAAACCCCAGAGAAAUAUCUGCAAUUUGUCAUCUAUUUGCAAUGACUCAGCAUUUUUUAGAGGUGAGAUAAUGUUUCAAUAUGACGAAGAAAGCAAUGUUACUCAGAAUCAAAAUAUGGCUAAUGGCACCUUAACUGGAGUCCUGUCUCUAAGUGAAUUGAAACGAACAGAGCUCAACAAAACCCUGCAAACCCUAAGUGAGACUUAUUUUAUAGUGUGUGCUACAGAAGAGGCUCAAAGCACAUUAAAUUGUACAUUCACAAUAAAACUGAAUAAGACAAUGAACAUAUGUGCCGCAAUGGUGGCUUUGGAAAGAGGAAAGAUUCACCCGUUGGAACAGUGCUGCUGUUCUGUCAGAAUAUCCUGCCCUUCCUCCCCAGAAGAAUUAGAAAAACUGCAGUGUGACUUGCAGGAUCCAAUUAUGUGUCUUGCUGAUGGUUAUCCACGUGACCCACCAGUUCCUUCUUCUGGCAAUUCCGUCCAAGUUACUCCUCAGGCCACCACUCUUUCUCGGGUCUCCAGUGCCUCCUCCUUAUCUGAGUCCCAAUAUCAUCCAUCUGUUGCCACCCAGAACUCAACAGGGGUGAUCCACCCUCCUUCUCUCCGGCCUUCAGCUCCCAAAGGUUAUAGCCCUACCAUUGAUACACUCCUCCAAUCCGGAACUAUCUCUUCCCCUAGUCUGCAAACUGGUACUUCCCUGCCACCUGUGAAGUCCUCACUUCGCUCUCCCACCACAUCUGCCCCUGUGGAUGUCAUCCGGACCAGUACAUCUCCUGACAAGACAGAACUUGUUCACACCAGCAGCAUCAGUGUUUCUGAUCUUGAGAGCCAAGUGUCUCAGAUGGAGAAAGUGCUGUCCUUAGGCAGCUUGGAGCCCAAUAUUGCAGGAGAAAUGAUAAACCAAGUCAGCAAACUCCUCCGUUCCCCACCUGCCUUGCUGGCUCCUCUGGCCCAAAGAUUGCUAAAAGUAGUGGAUGACAUUGGCUUACAGCUGAAUUUUUCAACCAAGACCAUAAGUCUAACCUCCCCUUCUUUGGCUCUGGCUGUGAUCAGAGUGAAUUCCAGUAAUUUCAACACAACUACCUUCGCUGCCCAAGACCCUACAAAUCUUCAGGUUUCUCUGGAAACUGAGGCUCCUGAGAAUAGUAUUGGCAUUAUUUCUCUGCCCGCAUCACUGAUGAGUAAUUUACCAGCUAAUGAUGUACAGCUAGCUUCCAGGGUACAGUUCAACUUUUUUGAAACACCUGCCCUGUUUCAGGACCCUUCCCUGCAGAACCUCUCUCUGAUCAGCUACGUCAUAUCAUCAAGUGUUGCAAACCUGACUGUCAAGAACUUGACAAGAAACGUGACAGUUAUAUUAAAGCACAUCGACCAAAGCCAGGAUGACUUAACAGUAAGAUGCGUAUUUUGGGACUUAGGCAGAAACGGUGGCAGAGGAGGCUGGUCUUCCGAUGGCUGCUCCGUCAAACACAGGAGGCUGAAUGAAACCAUCUGUACCUGCAGCCACCUUACGAGCUUUGGCGUCCUACUGGAUCUAUCACGAACAUCCUUGCCAGCAGCUCAAAUGAUGGCUCUGACGUUUAUCACAUAUAUUGGUUGUGGGCUUUCAUCAAUUUUUCUGUCAGUUACUCUUGUAACCUACAUAGCCUUUGAAAAGAUCCGGAGGGAUUACCCUUCCAAAAUUCUCAUCCAGCUUUGUGCCGCUCUGCUCCUGCUGAAUCUGGUUUUUCUCUUGGAUUCAUGGGUUGCUCUGUAUGACAUGCAAGCCCUCUGCAUCUCAGCAGCUGUAUUUUUGCAUUAUUUUCUCUUGGUCUCAUUUACAUGGAUGGGCCUAGAAGCAUUCCAUAUGUAUCUGGCUCUUGUCAAAGUGUUCAAUACUUACAUCCGAAAAUACAUCCUUAAAUUCUGCAUCAUCGGUUGGGGAGUACCAGCUGUGAUUGUAUCCAUUGUCCUGACUAUAUCCCCAGAUAACUAUGGGCUUGGAUCAUAUGGGAAAUUCCCUAAUGGCUCGCCUGAUGACUUUUGCUGGAUCAAUAGCAAUGCUGUGUUCUACAUUACAGUUGUGGGAUAUUUCUGUGUGAUAUUUUUGCUGAAUGUCAGCAUGUUCAUUGUGGUCCUGGUCCAGCUCUGUCGAAUUAAAAAGAAGAAGCAACUAGGAGCCCAGCGAAAAACCAGUAUUCAAGACCUCAGGAGCGUUGCUGGCCUUACAUUUUUACUGGGAAUCACUUGGGGCUUUGCCUUCUUUGCCUGGGGACCAGUUAAUGUCACCUUCAUGUAUCUCUUUGCCAUCUUUAACACCUUACAAGGAUUUUUCAUAUUCAUCUUUUACUGUGUAGCAAAAGAGAAUGUCAGAAAGCAAUGGAGGCGGUAUCUUUGUUGUGGAAAGUUACGGCUGGCUGAAAAUUCUGACUGGAGCAAAACUGCUACUAAUGGUUUAAAGAAGCAGACUGUAAACCAAGGAGUGUCCAGCUCUUCAAAUUCCCUACAGUCAAACAGUAACUCCACCCAUUCCACCACACUGCUAGUGAAUAAUGAUUGCUCAGGACUCAUGAGCGGGAAUGGGAAUGCUUCUACAGAGAAGAAUGGUGUUUCUUUCAGUGUUCAGAACGGAGAUGUGUGCCUUCAUGAUUUCACUGGAAAACAGCACAUGUUUAAUGAGAAAGAAGAUUCCUAUAAUGGUAAAAGUCGUAUCGCUCUCAGAAGGACUUCAAAGCGGGGAAGCUUACACUUUAUUGAGCAAAUGUGA